CUGUCAAAAUCACUUCCACUACUUCUUCCUUCAAGAGCCAGCGUUCUGGAAGUUCAAUUAAUUUCCGAAAUCCAUUUCCAAAUUCUCAGCUGACGCAAGAAAUUCGAGAAUGAUGGCGAUUUGAGAAUUAUUCCUGAGAAUUUGAAAAUUUCUUCCUUGUUCCCUUAAAGAAACGAAAUUUCAUAAGUAUUGGAGCUUCCAAUUUGGUCGAUUUUAAAAAAACUCUCCGAUCUCAUUUUCUCAGAUCGUCGGAGCUGAUCUCAUGAAGCUUAGAAAGCGAAGCAGAUCUGUGAAGAAAUAAUCCAGAAUCGGCAUUGGAAAUUAAACAAAAAGGCAAAAAGAAAUCACAGUCAACGGUUUUUGAUGCUUCUGUAAUAACCCCAGAGACUUUGACACCUGUCUACACCAAAUCUAAUUAACCCGAACGUUGUUCAAGGGACGAGACGACAGAGACAAAGGCUUUUAAGUAAAGCUCAAAAAAGAAGUUUAGCUUGAAUCUGAAGCAGAAAAAGAGGGCUUUAGAUCAAAGUUGUAUAGGUUUUCUCAGGCAGGCCUUUGCUUUAGUUUUGAAAGCACACACCGCUCUGCAGAACUGCAAAAAGCUUAAACGAGAGGCCUCCUGACUUGGACUGCGAUAUAUCAAAGCGUAAAAAAAGGCCUUUUUAUCAAUACAAAAGCCAAAGUACUCUCUGAAUUAUCCUCAUCAAUGCAAUAGGACAUACAGCCAACCCCACCUGCACCACUCUCUCUAAUCACACUCCUCUCUCCUCUCUCUUUCUCUCACUACUAAUCCUAAUCAUAACAACUUUCUCUCUCCCUCUAGAACUUGGAAAAAAGAGAUAAGAAAGCAAAACAAGAGAGAAAAGAUCAAAACCCAGAAGGCGGUUUCGUUUUUGAAUGAGUUGUAGUGUGAGAAAGGCAUGAAAGUGCUAUGGAGGUGGAGGAAAUUCAAGCACAAGCGUGUAACAACAACAACAGUACAACGAAGUUCCCAAGGAACAAAUUAGGCCAAAAGGGUGGUCAUGACCACCACUACCCAGGCGACGAAGACGAUUUGGGGGAUCAAAUCAAGAGGCCCAACACCGGACCCACCGCCAUAGAUGGCGGUAAUCGCCUCCGGGGUUGGCACCAUUCGUCGCGGAUCAUUAGGGUUUCUCGGGCCUCCGGCGGCAAGGAUCGGCACAGCAAAGUGUGGACUUCAAAGGGGUUAAGAGACCGGCGGGUGAGGUUAUCCGUCACUACGGCGAUUCAGUUCUACGACCUCCAAGAUCGGCUGGGCUAUGACCAGCCCAGUAAGGCCGUGGAGUGGCUGAUCAACGCCGCUUCCGACUCCAUCGCCGAGCUCCCGUCUCUCAACAGCUCUUUCCCCGACACCCCCAAGCAGCUGAGCGACGAGAAGAGGCCGAGUGUUGGGAAAGAACAGGGUUUUGAUUCUGCUGAGGUUGUUGAGUUGGAGUUGGAUCAAGGUGAGGCCAACUAUCAGCAGCAGAAUCAGCAACAUCUUUCUUUGUCCAAAUCUGCUUGUAGUAGUACUUCUGAGACUAGCAAAGGCUCCGGUUUAUCUCUCUCUCGCUCCGAGAUCAGAGUUAACCGAGUCAAGGCGAGAGAAAGAGCUAGAGAGAGAGCAGCCAAAGAUAAGGAGAAAGAGAACAGCGACUCUCGGAUUCCUCCUCCUCCGCUUCAUAACCACCACCACCACCAUCAUCAUCAAAACAUCAACCCCAUUUCUCAAAGCCCUUCCUUUACUGAGCUUCUCACCGGUGGAAUCAGCAAUGUCAAUACCAACAGCAACAACAACAAUGAUAGUUCCAGUCCCACUACUGCUUCUGAUCAGCCGAAUUUGUUCCACAAGGGUUCUACGGCUAUGGCGACGGCGACGGCGACAGCGAUGCAGAUGGACUAUUUCACGACGGGGCUUCUUGGGCUAUCGUCUACGCGGAACCACCACCACCAUCACUCUUCCGGGUUCGCCGGGCUUCCCAUGGCGAUGCCGAUGCCACAGCCUUUCAGCGUUGUCUCUAGUGGCGGCGAUGGCCACGCUGCCGCAGAGGCGCUGCCACCUCAGUUCUCGUUCGUUCCCGAGCAACUGAUCGCUACGACAUCGUCCCAACCCAAUGGCAGUGGGGGUGACUACAGCCUCAACUUCUCAAUCUCUUCUUCCGGCCUUGCUGGUUUCAAUAGGGGGACCCUUCAGUCCAAUUCAUCACCGUCUUCUUUCUUGCCUCACCUCCAGAGGUUUGCUUCUCCUAUAGACGGAACAACAAACGUGCCCUUCUUCAUCGGAGCCGCCGCGGCCGCUUCGCCCAUGGAGAAUCACCACCACCACCACAACCACCAUCAGUUCCCAGCUGGGUUUGAUGGCCGCUUACAACUCUACUACGGCGACGGAGGCCGGCAUUCGGAUCAGAAAGGAAAGGGAAAGAACUGAAGCCAUUGGCAGAGUAGAUUCCUCUCUUUGCCCACCUUUCUGGAAAGUGAAGAUAAAGAAGUGGUGGAAAUGCUGUGAGUGAAAGCCUACUUCCCUUCAUCGGAUGAUUCCUUAUUAUUAAUGCUUCUAAUACUGUUGCUAUUUCUACACUAUCCAUUUUGAAGUCAAUUCAGCUUCCAUUCAUAUAAUUCGGAUAUAUGUAUCUAUGUAAGUGUGCCAUGGUCUGUUUUGAUGAAAAUUUAACUGACAAUUCCCAUUAAAAGUUAUUCUUUUUCCUUUCCAAAAAAAAAAAAAAAUGUUUGUACAAUUUCUCAAGUGAAAAGCAGCCGGCUGCUCCGUGAUUGAAUCUUCACGCGGAAUCUCCCAGUUUCAGGAACACACGCUUCAAUUGUUUUCCUUUCCUAAAGAGUGGAAGAAGUAU
This is a messenger RNA of Morus notabilis, 2849 nucleotides long. RefSeq names its product transcription factor TCP2. The transcript is spliced from 6 exons. Lineage: Eukaryota; Viridiplantae; Streptophyta; Magnoliopsida; Rosales; Moraceae. Gene Ontology annotation, biological process: regulation of secondary shoot formation. Gene Ontology annotation, cellular component: nucleus. Gene Ontology annotation, molecular function: DNA-binding transcription factor activity; sequence-specific DNA binding. The coding region runs from base 932 to 2428 and encodes 498 amino acids. The record is from RefSeq and is a predicted model, not a curated record.